AUGAUACGCGUUUAUCAGGUUUUGAUAUGUACAGCUUUUAGCUUGAAUCAUAUGGCUAUCUCUAUGAAUACCUAUUCAGAUAGGAUUUUUGCAGCAGAAUCAACACUACAAAACAUUCAGCCAUCCGGACAGCUUUUCAAGGAAGGUGGGAAUACCAACAAUGUGUUCAAGACAAGUACAUCAACAUUACCGGAUCCUAACGCUCACCCAAAUCUCAAGAGGCAGCGAUUCGGUUAUGGAGGCGAAGAAUUUCUAUACCAGCGGGGAGGUUAUCAGUCCUUGGGAUCUCAGUCGCUCGAUGGACAUCCUUCGGAGCCUUGGAAAAAGCUACGUGAUGGAACGAUGAUGGAUGGAGCAUCCUUAUCUCUCGGCCCUGUCAUAGAGAUAGGAUCACCAAUGAGAACAAUGGAGAAUCUGCGUGGAUCGAAAGGUGAACCACGGAUGACGAAGAAACCUCCACCAAGUCACAAAAAUCCACAUCUAUCAAGCUCUCAAAGACCCAUCGACAAUAACCACAGAGAACCUGCUGUAUACGAUACCGCGAAUCACCGAGGUCUGGGGCAAAUAGAGCGUGAUCAAAGCCGAGCAAUUGCCCUUGGAACAAAUCAAGGAGCUACACGUAAUCUAUUUCGAAUGGCCCAUACAAAUGCACCAAUAUCCUCUGAAGAUAUAGCCUCGCAAAGCGCAUCAAACAAUCCAUAUGGGGAUCGAUUGGUACAAGGCAUAUCCAGUAUAUCUUCAAGUAGACAGGAUUUCGAACUAAAGGCAGCAAAGAUCGAUAUCAGAAACUUUCAUUCACACACUCCUGACAAGAUGUGUUCAGCUGCUGCAACUCAUUACACGCGAGAUCUCAUUGACACAUUAUCAAAAAGAUAUCCACGUACAACUGAUGUACACAUGUACCCAAGUUGGGAAGUAGGCAAGCUAAUAUGGACCUCAGAAAGGUUACUUCCAUUUGUGUACUUUGUCGUGUCUUGUAAUCCAAGUCUAAAGAUUUGGAACAAGAUCAAAAUUCUCACAGCGUUGUUUCUUAGAGAUUAUGAUAAAUGGUCUAUUGAGAAAAAAGAAUUAUUGGAUGAAGAAAAGCACGCUCGAUUUCUUUUAUGGCAUACAGAGAUAAUUUAUCAUACUGCAUUACUGGAACCGAUGAUCAAAUCAUCAAGGGCAUCAUUAACAAUUCCUAGACUUUCAACAAUUACAAGAACUUUCUCAUUGAUUAAUGAUGAUGGUGCCUUCAAAAGAUUCAUUUCACCUUCAAACAGUCAAUCUGUGCUACAAAGGCACGUUUCUAUGACUUUUGAAGAUGAUUAUAAAGCAGGAUACCCAAUCACCAAAGGUCAUCAGAACGUAGAUGUUUCAAUUUCAACAAAAUGGAACAAGAAAUCAGAAGAAAUCAUGAACCUAGGGAAAGACAUAGUUUGGCCAAAAACACCGGACGUUCAAUGGGAUACAUCCGAACCAGUUCUUUUCGUGAAUGGGAAUAUUCAGCAUGACACUAUACUCAAGGAAAAUCCGCAACUCUCUGAAUUUGUCAAAUCCUGGGAGAAAGACUUGAAGAACAUGAUACAAACUAUCAAAGCCUCACAACCAACCAAUUUAGCUCUACCCAAUCUUCCACUCAUAAAAAUCUGUAAAGGAAUGGAUCGAUUUGUGAAAGGAAAAAUUGUUAAUGUGGAAUCAGGAUUGGAUGUUGAUGAUAAUCUAAUUGAAUAUCAAAUACAUCCAAGAUGCAACUACGGCCAGAGCGCUAUUGCAAUUACAAAUGCAUCAAACUACAAAAGUCUUUUUACUAUUCUGUCUCCCAAGGACAUACCAUACAGUAAAACUUAA
This is a messenger RNA of Melampsora larici-populina 98AG31, 1830 nucleotides long. RefSeq lists its product as uncharacterized. Bases 1 to 1830 code for a protein of 609 amino acids. The transcript has 3 exons. Lineage: Eukaryota; Fungi; Basidiomycota; Pucciniomycetes; Pucciniales; Melampsoraceae. The record is from RefSeq and is a predicted model, not a curated record.